AACUCUCGCGACAACAUAAAGCAACGGGGAAGGAAGACUAGAGUAGUGUUGUUUGUUUAGGUGUUCGCAGACAAAAUGGGCACUCUUUCCUGCUUUGUCUUUAUUCUAGAAUUGUUCGCGCUGCUGGCGUGCACAUCGGCGUCCACCAAUGUGUUCGGUAGCGUCCUGGGAAACACCGCAUCUUGUCAUAAGUCGUGUGAAAUGACAUACAGUUUGCACACGUAUCCACGGGAGGAGGAGCUCUACGCCUGUCAGAGAGGAUGCCGUCUCUUCUCCAUUUGUCAGUUCGUUCGAGACAGCGACGAUCUGAACCAGACUAAAACCGAUUGUGAAUCGACCUGUCAUGAAGCCUACACCCAUUCAGAUGAGCAGUUUGCAUGCAACCUGGGCUGUCAGAACCAGCUGCCAUUUGCUGAGCAGCGGCAUGAGCAGUUGGAGGCGAUGAUGCCCAGGAUUCACCUGCUUUACCCCCUGACCCUGGUCAGAGGAUUUUGGGAUGAUGUAAUGAGUCAAGCUCACAGCUUUGUCACUUCCACAUGGACAUUCUACCUCCAGGCUGAUGAUGGCAAAGUUGUCAUUUUCCAGACUGAACCACAAAUCAAGUUUUUCUCACAGUUUGGAAUGGAAAAGGAAAUUAAAGAGGAGCCUCAAAACAACUUCCCUGGGCCGGUUUACAAAGAAUACCAGCGCACUUUAAUCCAGGAGAGGGACAGAGAUAUGUACGGUGACCGUAGCUAUGAGGAUGAUUACAACCUCUUCAGCUGUCUCUCACGGAACCCAUGGCUGCCAGGGUGGAUCCUGACCACAACUCUAAUCCUGUCUGUAUUGGUCCUGAUUUGGAUCUGUUGUGCAACUGUGGCGACUGCUGUAGACCAGUAUGUACCUGCUGAGAAAUUGAGCAUCUAUGGUGAUAUGGAAUACAUUAAGAAAGACAAACUGACUCCAUAUCCGGCAUCUUCCCUCCUGAUCAUCACCUCCAAAGGACUAGAUGAAGAAGCUGGGCCACUACCCUCCAAAGUGAACCUGGGCCAGUCUGAUAUUUAGAAGCCAAAGCUGUAGCAGAGAAGUGACAUCCUCCUUUAUGAAUAAUCUUUAGUUGAUUUUUAUCCACUGGCACAAGAUCUGUUACAGGUCUGAACUUGCAGAAUAACUUGUAUUUCUAAUAUGUGUUCUGAUUGUCUCCCUUUUUGAAGCAUUUGCAUUUGGAGUGGGUUUUUUGUAUAUUGGUGUAUUGAGGCAUUAUAUUUUAGUGCAAUGCGAAUCAAACUGGUUUGGGAUUUUUUUCUGGCAUGUGCAUUAGCUCUUUACUGGUCUUUUUGUUUUAUUAAAUGAAGGUAAAAUUAACUAUUUGUGACUCUAAGUGAUACAGGUUUCUCCCAAAUCCUCAACCUUUGCUAAAAUUGAUUGUGCAAAUAUUUCAGACUAUUGUUUGUUCUGUUUCAUUGGUACGAUGAAGCAUAGGGACAGUACACACAGUGGGUCUGUCCUGCUUAGAAGGGACUGGUACAGUAAACCAGUACACACAGUAGCUCUUUCCUACUUAACUGUUGUCUGUUUUAAAUAUGGAUCAAAAUUAAACACACAAUGGACAGAA
This is a messenger RNA of Betta splendens (Siamese fighting fish), 1594 nucleotides long. It is a transcript of the gene tmem59, whose product is annotated as transmembrane protein 59. Bases 76 to 1044 code for a protein of 322 amino acids. Gene Ontology annotation, cellular component: late endosome; lysosome. NCBI's taxonomy places the organism in Eukaryota, Metazoa, Chordata, Actinopteri, Anabantiformes, Osphronemidae. The transcript has 8 exons. The record is from RefSeq and is a predicted model, not a curated record. Gene Ontology annotation, biological process: positive regulation of autophagy.